CUCCAACAGAACCCCAUCACCAUGGCCAUCGUCUCCCCGCAGCCGGUCCCGCCGGACCCGACGACGGGCAGUAUGACCUCGUCCGUCUUGCCGCCAGGCAGCAUUGCUCGCGCCCUCCCCGAUCAGGUCCCCGAGAACGCGCCUGCGCACUGCCCUGGCACCGAGUCCGAAGACGCCGGCAAAGCUUCGGCCUGCGCUGGCUGCCCCAACCAGUCGACGUGUGCCUCGACGCCCAAGGGGCCCGACCCUGACCUGCCGCGAAUUGCUGCACGGAUGUCCAAGGUGCGGCGCAAGAUCCUCAUCAUGUCUGGGAAAGGUGGCGUGGGCAAGAGCACCUUUACGGCCCAGCUUGGGUGGGCGUGCGCGCGGGACCGCAAGCAGCAGACGGCUAUCAUGGACAUCGACAUUUGCGGGCCCUCGAUUCCGACGAUCUUGGGCCUCGGAAACAACUCGAUCCACGCCUCGGCUUCGGGCUGGUCGCCCGUCUAUGUCAGCGACAACUUUUGUGCAAUGAGCAUCGGCUUCUUGCUUCCCAGCGCCACGAGCGCCGUCAUCUGGAGAGGGCCGAAGAAGAAUGGGCUCAUCAAGCAAUUCCUGCUCGAUGUUGACUGGACCGGCGGGCUCGAAGAGGAGGAGGAGGAAGAGCAACAAAAGCAGGAAGAGAACAAGCAUGGAGAGCAGGUAGAGGGGAAUAGGCAAGGGUCUGUGUUGGACUACAUGCUCAUCGAUACGCCACCGGGCACGUCGGACGAGCACCUCUCCAUCGUUUCUCUUUUGCGCGACUCGGGCGGACUGGACGGCGCGGUGCUCCUGACAACGCCGCAAGAGGUGUCUCUCCAGGACGUCCGCAAGGAGAUUUCCUUCUGCAGAAAGGUCGGCGUCCCAAUUUUGGGCGUCGUCGAGAACAUGGCUGGGUUCGUCUGUCCUGCCUGUCAUGGACGCAGCGACAUCUUUUACCCGAGCACUGGCGGAGCAAAGGCUCUGUGCGAGGAGCUUAACUUGCGCUUCUUGGGAAGCGUCCCACUUGAUCCGAGAAUCGGGAGGUGCUGCGACACGGGCGAGAGCUUUGUCGACGAGUUCCCAGAGAGCCCAGCGAGCGUGGCGUACAUGGACGUCAUCAACCAGAUUAAAGAGAUGUGUCCGUAAAAGCAUUGGGCCGUGUUGCAUUCAAAAUUGUACAAUAGCUAUCAUUCGCCAAUUUCAUGUAGAAGCCAUC
Molecule: messenger RNA, 1216 nt
Organism: Acaromyces ingoldii
Lineage: Eukaryota; Fungi; Basidiomycota; Exobasidiomycetes; Exobasidiales; Cryptobasidiaceae
Product: P-loop containing nucleoside triphosphate hydrolase protein
Exons: 2
Coding region: 22-1146 (374 amino acids)
Biological process (GO): iron-sulfur cluster assembly
Cellular component (GO): cytosol
Molecular function (GO): ATP binding; 4 iron, 4 sulfur cluster binding; ATP-dependent FeS chaperone activity
Source: RefSeq, a predicted model, not a curated record